Molecule: messenger RNA, 1224 nt
Organism: Rotaria socialis
Lineage: Eukaryota; Metazoa; Rotifera; Eurotatoria; Philodinida; Philodinidae
Source: the annotation of a GenBank genome assembly
AUGGCGUCAUCUUCUCUCUAUCUUAUGAGUAUUACCGUGUUAGUGUUAAUAUUCACAGUUGAAUCAGUUUAUUAUGCAUAUACAUAUGAUGAUGGAUUUGGCGGCGAAGAACAUUGCUGUCUGGUGCGAACACGUGAAACAUUUUGUAUGGCAAAACCAAUAACACGUAGUUUAAUACAAGUUAAGAAACAAUGUCAUCGCAUGGACGGACCUAAACAUCAUCGUGGACCUGGCGGAAAGAAUAGAAAGAAUCAAUAUUUAGAUAAAAUUAUACGUCGUUUAGAUGUAAAAUCUACACAUGAAAUUGGUGAUAAAAUACUGAUUGAAUUGAAACAUCCAUUAGAAAAAAAAAUGCUUGACAAUGAUCUUAUGUGUUUAAAGUCAACAAGUAAUGAGAAAAUAGAUCUCGAAAAAUGCCAUGUGGAAUUGGUUGAAGAAUUAAAUAAUGCUGUGGAUGAUGAUGAUGUUGAUGGUGAUCAUCAUCAUAUGCCACAUAAACAACGAAAGCAUCGUCGUCGUCCAGGUCAUGGCCGUCAUAAUCAUUCCGAUCGUAAAAAACGUAUUGCCGAUAAUAACAAUAAAGAUGAGGACAGUGUUGUUAAUAAAAGUUCGGUAGUAGACAAAGCUCGAAAUGAAAAAAAUACAAUUGAAUUAGAUCAACCGAUUCAUAUUCGUGAAGGUCAUGGCUUUACAAUGCAUCAAACCUAUAAACUUCAUCCAAGUCAUGUUCAACCUAAUGAUCGGCAACAACGAGCCUGUUGGACAUGGUACCGUCGACAAACACAAAAACUUCGUCGCAACCCAUCAAAACACAAAAGAACUUGUAUCCAUCAAAAUGAUCACAAUGAACAUUGUAUUAAUCAACUUGUUUAUAAUACAUUGAAUGUCAAUUCAACAAAUCAGCCCUAUCAACCGGAACAAAAUGCAAAGCUUACUUUUUCUAAGGGCUCAAAAUUAUAUUGUGACAGUCAAGUUGGUAGUAAUAAAUUGCUUGGUCACCAUCGUCAUAGUGAAAUAUGUUUUCAAGCUGAUGAUCGACUUUCGAUUAAGCAUAAAUUUACAGAUAUAACGGGUUUAUCUGAUAUGCAUAAAAAUAAAGAUGUACUUGCAUUCAUAGCAAAAAAUGAAAAACUAACAGCUGAAUUCAACAAUGAUUGUCAUGAUGAUACAACAUUAAGUGAAAUCGCUGAAUUGGAACACAAAAAAGUCAAAACCUCAUCAUAA